CAGCUGCAGUACGAGUUCACCAGAGUUACCGUGAAAGAGGAGAUGGAGCUGUUGAUGCAAGAAGACAGUGACGGUCAGGAACAGGAGAAGGAUGCAGAAAAUACCCAGGAGGAGUGUGAGGAGGGAGCGGAGGUGUGCACAGGACCAACGUCUGAGUUCUAUCCGUGUCCUCACUGCACUGUCUCCUUUACUGACUUAGAUUUCCUGGAGAAACAUGUCAAAUGGGUCCACCAGAAACAGUAUCUUGACAAACUGAAAAACUGCCUGUCGAGCCGCGCGCUCAACCCCAUUCCGAAACACGCUUGCACCGUCUGCGGCGGUUCCUUCAGCUCCAAAGUGAAGCUCAACGCGCACAUGGGGGAGGCUCAUCCGUCCGCGCCACCUCGCAGGCUCCACACAUGUCCCACCUGCGCACGCAGCUUCCAGUACCUGAAGAAUCUGAAGAACCACUGUCAGCGCUGGCACAACAUGUCCGUUGUCACGAGGGGGGGGCAUCUCAGCUGUGCCAACUGCGGCAAGAGUUUCAAGGCCACCUGGGGCCAAGGGCCUCACAUGUGUCACGGGCCGGCUACCACCGAACCGGAGGAUACGCCGAUCUGUCUGGACGUGGGCGUAUCGUGUCUAGAAUGCGGCAAGAAGGUGCGCACGCGUCAAAGUCUGCUGGAUCACAUGCGGACUCACACGGGCGACCGGCCGUUUGUUUGCAAAGACUGCGGCAAGAGGUUUGUGGAGCAUAGAGGUUGGCGGCAGCACAUGAUGAUCCACACGGGGGAGAAGCCCUUCAAAUGUCCGCUGUGCGAAAAAGCCUUCAUAAGGUCACACCACCUCAAGUCACACUUAACCACCCACUCCGGCAAGAAGGAGUUUUCUUGCUCGCAAUGUGGGAAGGAGUUUGGCUUCAAGUCGAGUCUGGAUCUCCACCUGAGGACACACUCCAACGAGCGGCCCUUCAGCUGCAGUGUGUGCGGGAAGAACUUCAACACCAAGAGGAACCUGCGGGUGCACGUCAAAAUCCACAGCAGCGAGAAGGCUUACCAAUGUGGCGACUGCGGGCUGAAAAUCGGAGACAUCGGGGCUUUGAAAAUCCACCUGCGCUCACACACCGGCGAGAGGCCGUACCACUGCACCGUCUGCGGAAAUAGGUUCAUACGACUCGCACAUCUACAGAAUCACCAACGCACCCACACCGGAGAACGACCGUACAAGUGCACCGAGUGCGAUAAGAGCUUCACGCAGUCCGGGGAUUUGGUCAAGCACAAGCGAAUACAUUCUGGGGAGAAGCCCUUCGAGUGUCCCGACUGCCACCGCUGUUACACGUCCUCCGGUGAUCUGGGCAAGCACAGGCGAAGUCACACGAACCUGCGACCGUACGCCUGCCAGGAAUGUGGGAAAAGCUUCCGCCUGUCGGGCCAUUUGAAAACGCACAUGUUGACGCACACGGGGGAGAAACCCUUCUCCUGUCCCAGCUGCCUCCGCAGGUAACACCAACGACCCCCACCCAGAGGACACGGAAGGGAGAACGAUCCACCAUGGCCAACGACCCGCAUGACGUUAGAACUGACGAAGCCUCUUGGGUGAGAGGCGAAGAUUCUUUGAGUUACGUU
This is a messenger RNA of Cynoglossus semilaevis (tongue sole), 1604 nucleotides long. RefSeq names its product gastrula zinc finger protein XlCGF57.1. The transcript has 3 exons. Lineage: Eukaryota; Metazoa; Chordata; Actinopteri; Pleuronectiformes; Cynoglossidae. The record is from RefSeq and is a predicted model, not a curated record. Gene Ontology annotation, biological process: regulation of transcription by RNA polymerase II. Gene Ontology annotation, molecular function: RNA polymerase II cis-regulatory region sequence-specific DNA binding; DNA-binding transcription factor activity, RNA polymerase II-specific. Bases 43 to 1482 code for a protein of 479 amino acids.